UUUCUUAUUCUGACUACCAAAAAUGCAAAUUUCGUGACUAAUAGUGUUUAUAUAUUUAUAAAUGCAAAACGAGAGUGAAAUGGCGCUGCAAAUGGAAACACUGCCGCAGAUCCCGGUGCUCACAUCGGUGAGCUGCAGCUUUGCGCUGGCCGUCAUCUAUGUGGGAAGUCUCUAUGUGUGGAGCACCAAGCACAAUCGCGACCAUCCGACGACAAUAAAACGACGCUUUGCCAGCGUUUCUAUUGUUAUGCUAAUAGCGCCGCUAUUUGUUUACUUUUUCUCGUCACCGGAGCUGCUGGAACGUGAGCCAUUUCCCAAGCUGCUCGGUUUCCGGUGGCAGGGACUGUGGCAGGCCAUAGUGAUACCUUAUCUGCUCACCGCGCUGCUAUAUUUGGGCCCUAUAUUUGUCAAUUUGCAGAACGAAUCGUUCUCCUCCUACUUUGCGCUGGAUUAUUGGCGUGGAUCUGUAACAAGUAUUAUCUGGAUACGCAACCACGUGAUGGCACCACUAAGCGAAGAAUUUGUCUUUCGUGCUUGCAUGAUGCCAUUGAUACUACAAAGCUUUUCGCCCAUGACCGCUGUGUUCAUAACGCCGCUCUUCUUUGGAGUCGCUCAUCUGCAUCACAUAUCCGAGAGACUAGCCCUGGGCGUGGAGCUUAGCACUGCCUUGCUCAUUGGACUCUUUCAGUUUACAUACACAACGCUGUUUGGAUUUUAUUCAGCGUAUUUGUUUGCGCGCACCGGACAUUGUAUAGCUCCAUUGCUGGUGCAUGCUUUCUGCAAUCAUAUGGGAUUGCCUGAUGUGCAGGAUUUGUGGCAGCAAGAGCUCUGGCGGCGUGUGCUGGCAAUUUGCCUAUACUUAGCUGGAUUAGCUGGCUGGAUUUAUUUGCUGCCUAUUGCUACAGAUCCGGCUUUGUAUGAUAACAAACUUUUUUGGAACGUUUAGUGGCCGUGCAAUUAAUAUUCUUUAAUGUUGCCAUAUGUCAGCUUUUAAACACUUACAUAGCUAUAUUCAUAUGUAUAAUUUGUAGUCAUAUCAUCAUAAGUUGACUGUACUAUGUAAUUUUAAGUCUGCAAUAAAACAAACAA
This is a messenger RNA of Drosophila busckii, 1089 nucleotides long. It is a transcript of the gene Sras, whose product is annotated as CAAX prenyl protease 2. Gene Ontology annotation, molecular function: metalloendopeptidase activity. The transcript is spliced from 2 exons. Bases 62 to 946 code for a protein of 294 amino acids. NCBI's taxonomy places the organism in Eukaryota, Metazoa, Arthropoda, Insecta, Diptera, Drosophilidae. The record is from RefSeq and is a predicted model, not a curated record. Gene Ontology annotation, cellular component: endoplasmic reticulum membrane. Gene Ontology annotation, biological process: CAAX-box protein processing.